GUGUCACGUGACCCACGCUACCCGCCAUCUUUGCUUAUCGUAUAAACAGUGCGACCGGGUUCAGCACGAAUUCUUCUUGAGAAACCGCGGGUUUUCCAGUGUUUUUGAGUGAUUCAGUUACGAAGAAAUGUCCGAGAUCAAGGCGGAGAGCAAGAACGACAACAACAUCGAGGAUGUGUCGAAGGACCAUUCAGCAGAGGAGAAACCAAGUCCAACGAAAAAUAAACGGGGAGGAACGAAAAGACUCUCCACACUAGAAAGGUUGGCUCAAGAAGGAGAACGAGUCACAAAGGAUUUAAAUGCUUCUGUUGGAGAAGUUGAAGGGAGGAGGCGUACACGUAGUUCAGCACGAGGCCUUACCUCAUCGACACCUGUGCCAUCGCCACCUAAGAAAGAAAAGAGGGACACAUCGACGAAAGGUAGUGGUCGUGGACGCGGGCGUCCAAAACGACAAGAAAAAAAUAAUGACAAUAAUACAGAUGAAGAAGCAGCUAAUAAUAAAAGCGAAAAGCAUUCCGAAGAAGAAUCUAUUAAAAUAGAUGUUGAUGAACACAAAGAGGAUGCAGAAAAAUUGGGAGAUAGCGAGGACAAGGGCGUUACAAAAUCCGAAAAUAAAGAAGCUUCUGACAAGGCGCUUGACUCUAAUUUCAAAGAGGAGAAAGUUACGGAAGAAUCGGAAAACUUUGCGGAAGAAAGUAAGAGUUCUAGUAUCAGUGAAGAGAAAAAGGAGGAGGACAUAAAGGAUAGCUCGGAUUCGAGUCAAGAUGCAACAGACACAACAACAGAAGCACCACCUUCAUCUUCAUCAGAGUCUCAAAAUCCCUCUAAUGCUACUACUACCGAAGAACACAAGGAAUAACCUUCUUUCGCCUGAUUACCAACAUCAUCAGGUACCAGGGCGGCGCACACAUUGGGGUUACAAAUCCAGUCCCCUCGUCUAUUUUAACAAAUUGACACCUUCUUGCCAAUCGUGAUCCUAAUCAGCGUACACGAGCUAUUAUUUCCCUUUUUAAUUCGCAGAUAAAACAAAAAAGGUUAAUGUUAUUCAUUCAUCGUCAGGAUAAAUAUAUGUCUAAUUAGCGUAUUUAAUGGUAUUGGGAGUGUACCACAGAGUAAUUAUUUUAUUUAGUUUUACUUUGAGAGAGAGCGAGAGAAAGAGAGAAAGAGAGAGAGAAAGAGAGAGAGAGAGUGUAAAAUUACUCGUUGUGCACUGAUUAGUUUGCGAUGCGAAAGCGAGGUGUAAAGCGUACGUUGUUCAUGUACAAUGAUAAUAUUAUUGUAAAAUAUAUUUAAUAUGGACUUAUAUAGACAAGUUGUUUUCAAAUCAGAGCUGAGGCCGGAGUCUUUAAAUACCAGUCUUCAAUUCAGAUCUGAUAUGGAAGUAGCUGAAAUUCGUACAUAGUAAAUUACUGUAAUACCUUAUCUUAUAUAAAUAAUGACUGAAUGAAAUGGAAUAUAUGAGAAUUAUGGUGAAACGACUUCUCUUUUUUCAUAAAAUGCAGAAAUAAAAUUUCUGAGAAACGCGUCGUAGCGUGAUAUCAAUUCUCCUUCCUCGCAUAAUAAUGUUACUAAUAUCAACCGGUUCUUCGAUUUUUCAUAUUUUAAGUUGCAUAUUUUAAUUAUCUGACUAACACUUUAACGGGACGACAAUGCUUUGUUUCUAUCUUUCGAAUUGAGGAAAGAAGGAAAAAAAAAAAGGGCAACAACGAAAACGUGAGAUAAACGUUUGAAAUAACGUGCAUAUGUAUUUUUUUUUUGUGACAGAAUUCUGCAGCAGUUCGGUGUUUUGUAAUGAAUGUAAAUCUUUUUAUUAAGUAUCCCCUUCUUUUCAUUUACAAUGGUCCAAUAUUAAAUAUGUUGAUAUUAUUGUGUAUUUGAACGGUUGUGAAUGUACAGAUAGAUUAUAUAAUUCACUGAAUUAUGAUUAAAAGGUUCACAAAUCUUAACAAGAUAUAGAAAUGGAAUGAUAAAUCUAAUCAUUGAACGCUCGAAAGUUCGAACUUGUGUGCAAUUAAAGAAACAAUUUGUUUCGAUCGCGCUUUACAUACAUAUCGUUUAGGUCACGCGAAUGUAAAAUAACUCAUUCCUUUUCCUUCUUCCUUGAUGUCCGUUGCAAAACUUUCGAACAGAUUUCUUGAAACAGAUUUAUCGAGCAGAUUUUGAACUCGAGCGUUGUCGAGGUAACUGACAGUGUUUGUAAACAAAAAAAAAAAGGAAAGAAAAAGAAAAAAAGACAGAGAGGAAAAUGGUCUCAGCCGAGUCGCUGCUUGCUUCUAAUAAUUAUUUCUAUCGUAAGGGAAAAUAGGAUUUGCCAUUCCAUGUAUUUUUUCUUUUUCUUAUCGGUAGCAUGACGAAACACAUCGUCGAUUUUCGCAAAAGAUUAAAAUCAAAUGCGAUACGCGUGUACAUAGUUAAGGUUAAGCUUCGUGUGUGGCAAUUGAUCUUAUCUUCGACGUGGUAGCGUGAAGGAUUGGAACGACGUGUGCCAGCGUGAGCAUCCUGUUAUAGAAAAUAUAGAAAAUAUAGCUGAAACAUAUUUUUUUGCUAAUUCAAUCAAAAAUGAAUCUUUACGAUACGCAUCACGUUAUAUAAAUUAAAAACAUUUAGCCCUUUU
Messenger RNA from Frieseomelitta varia, 2614 nucleotides. RefSeq names its product dentin sialophosphoprotein-like. The record is from RefSeq and is a predicted model, not a curated record. The transcript has 4 exons. Lineage: Eukaryota; Metazoa; Arthropoda; Insecta; Hymenoptera; Apidae. Bases 128 to 859 code for a protein of 243 amino acids.